AUGCCUCACAUUCGCUUGAAUUCGGGCCGCCAGGACCCAUUCAUUGAGACGAACGAGGGCUAUGUCCCACUAGAGACGCGGCCUGACUCGCGAGCCGAGUCGUAUGUAUCGCGAUCCCAGUCUCAAACCGAGUCGCAAGUAUCGCGAUCACAGUCUCGAGCCGAGUCGCAAGUAUCGCGAUCACAGUCUCGAGCCGACUCGAUACAAUUAUCGCGAGCAGGCUCGCGGUUGGAAUCCAGGUCCAAUUCUCGGGCUGCUCGUCGACCCUUGACACCUGGUCCUGAUAUGGUAUCUGUUUCACUCGGUGUUCAAGGGAUGUCGCCCUAUGGGGUAUCGCAAGCACCGGAAUCUUCGGAAUUCCUGUUACCUCCCCGACUACGACCUACUCCCCGUGACGAUGGGGAUCGAUCUGGAUCGCCGGAUCGCUGGUCUCAAGCCCGGUCGAGUAUCAGCUCGAUGAGUCGCGAGAGUCGUCUCCAUAUGGAUCCGUUUGAGGAUUCGCGAGCACCGUCGACGCGCUCUGGGAGUGAUGAGUAUGAUGUGAACACCCAAACCGUGUCAGAGAAGUUUAACAUUAUGCCGACGGACGGACUCCUUCUUUUCCCCGAGGACGUGGAGAAGGACGACUACCUACACAACCCGGAUCCUGCCGACAAAGAGGGCGAAUGUGAUAUAUGCAAUCGACGAGGUGUCUUGAACGUCGGUGGAUUGGUUGUGUUGACACUGGGUAUUCUGGUUCUCUUCAUUGGAUACCCUAUCAUUACCUGGGUUGAAGGCGUUCUAAAACCGACACCUCUCUGUCCUGCAGGAGAUGAUAUGUGUCUCGACGUUGGACCGCGUGAACUUUUGGAUAAUAUACGAAGGGGUUUGAUUGACCCUGAUACCCCUGAGGACGCGAUGUGGAAGAAGAAUUCAGAUGGCAAGGAUUGGAAGCUUGUGUUUUCCGAUGAGUUUAAUAUGCCUGGUCGUACUUUUUUCGAUGAAGAUGAUCCCUUUUUUCAAGCCGUCGACUUAUGGUAUGGUGUGACCAUGGAUAAAGAGUGGUAUGACCCCGAUGCCGUGACAACAAACGAAGGUACUCUCGAAAUCCGCUUCGACAACUUCGAGAACCACGAUGUGGCAUAUCGCUCCGGAAUGCUUCAAAGCUGGAACAAACUCUGCUUCAAGGGUGGUCGUCUCGAAGCCAGUCUCUCACUGCCCGGAGAUGGUCACAUCCAAGGUUUCUGGCCCGGCUUCUGGGCUAUGGGUAACCUGGCGCGUCCUGGUUACGCAUCUACCACCGAUGGCCUGUGGCCCUACAGUUACCACGAUGGCUGCGAUGCUGGAAUCACCCCAAACCAAAGCUCACCAGAUGGAAUCAACUUUUUGCCCGGAAUGCGUCUUCCAGGCUGCGCCUGUCCGAACUCCGACCACCCUUCUCCCGGAAAAGCCCGAAGUGCGCCUGAAAUCGACGUGAUCGAGGGAAGUACAGCAGCACUCAAUGGCGAUGGACCGUUCAUUGGUAGUGCCUCUCAAAGUCUCCAGGCAGCACCCUUUGACAUCUGGUACAUGCCAGAUUAUGACUACACCGCCGUCUAUGACCCUCGUAUCACUCAAAUCAACGCCUACCGCGGUGGUGUGUACCAGCAGGCUAUGUCUGGCCUUACAAAUCUCAACUCUCGCUGGUAUAAUGGUACCGAAUACCAAAACUUUGCCUUCGAAUACUCUCCCGGUGCGGUCGGCAAUGUCACUUGGUUUGUCGGUGAAGACAAAACCUGGACCUUGGACGGCCGGGCUAUUGGACCGAACGGAAACAUCGGUCAACGAAUGAUCCCCUUGGAGCCCAUGUCUGUGAUUUUCAACUUGGGUAUGGCGGACAACUUUGCGCCGCAGAAUCACUCCAUCAAGCACUAUAUGCCCGCGUACCUGCGCGUUGAUUAUAUCCGAAUCUACCAGGAUCCGGAUGAGGAGAGUAUCACCUGCGACCCACCAGGCUACGAGACUACAGAGUAUAUUCGUGAACACGAGAAGGCGUACAAAGAUGCGAACCUGACUAAUUGGGAGGCUGCUGGGUACCACUGGCCCAAGAACAGCUACAUGCACGAAUGUCCAAGUUAG
Penicillium waksmanii is the source of this 2097-nucleotide messenger RNA. Its product is annotated as SKN1/KRE6 family beta-glucan synthesis-associated protein. The transcript is spliced from 6 exons. Gene Ontology annotation, biological process: fungal-type cell wall organization; (1->6)-beta-D-glucan biosynthetic process. Gene Ontology annotation, molecular function: glucosidase activity. Bases 1 to 2097 code for a protein of 698 amino acids. NCBI's taxonomy places the organism in Eukaryota, Fungi, Ascomycota, Eurotiomycetes, Eurotiales, Aspergillaceae. Gene Ontology annotation, cellular component: endoplasmic reticulum membrane; plasma membrane. The record is from RefSeq and is a predicted model, not a curated record.